AUGUUUAGCAAUCUUGAUUCAACUAUCCAACCUGUUAAAACUUGGUAUUCUGCUUUGAACAACACUUUGCAGCCAAAUAAUGCCUCUGGCAAUCGUAUUGGACCAAACAAAAGAUUAUCCUUAUCCCCAUCACUCAAAACAACCAAUUCCUCACCUUCCAUCACACAUAUCUUCAAACGUCUGGCAAGGAGUCAAUCCAUUUUGAAAACAAGUGGUAGUAAUACAUCAUCGGUUAAUACCCCGUCUUGGCUAUCCAUAAAAAAAAGAGGACAACAGGCAGGAGGAAAUGAAGGGGUCAAGAUUUAUAUGAAAUCUCCGCAUGUAGUAGCAAAUGGUGAACUCUCAGGCACUGUCGUUAUUCAAUCGGAAGACAUUUUACUACUCGAAGAACUCGAAUUGUCAUUUAUUGGGAUAGAAGCCGUCAUUGAUCCACAAUCGAGCAGCGUUGCUCAUCAAUACCAGUUCUUGACGUUGCGGAUAUUUAGAAUCAACUCUCAACAAGAGAUUCAGUCACAUACUAUCGUUUCCGAAAACAUGAUUUGUAUACCUUUUGUGGUCACUUUGGCUCCUCAUUUAAGCGGCACUUACAAAGAUAAGAAAUGCUUUGUCCAAUACUGCUUGCAAAGUGAUAUAAAGUCCAAUGGCCAAGAUGUCAUCACGACCAAGAAACAGGUUCUGGUUUACCCUAAUGUAGCUUCAUUGAAAUCACUAAAAGACGCAAUCGACCUGUAUGUCCCAAUUAUAGAAAACGAUAAACAAGUAUGGAAGUCAUUGACAUCGUCUGUGGCAAUGGAUUUAUCGUUGUCUCGCAUAGUUUGGAUGUCAGGUGCGCCUAUUUAUGUAACAGUUAAAAUUAAUAACUCGACAACGUACACAAUUUGUGACAUGAAACUCGAGCUAUUACGUAAACAGAACACUUACUCUGCAAGUGAGGGAGAAAUGCUUAUACCCCUGACCUCUUGCUGUGAAAUUGUGUCACAUACCUCUUUGUCAACUCUAGGUUGGUGGCAACCUUUGAAACCAAACACCAAAGACCAUGUCGUUAUGACAGUAGAAGCUCCGCCAAAUCAAGUAACCAUCCGGAACCAAAAAUUAAUUGACGUAUCAUUUUCAAUUCGAAUGUUGAUUUCUUCUCCUCAAAGGACUGACGUCGUAUCAGAGAUUCCGGUAAUGUUAGUCCAUCCAAUCGCUUUAGAUCCUCCUCCAUUAUUGCUGGCCAAACCAAGCACAAUCGAAUCGACCUUAAUUUUAUCCGAUCCAAAUAUCAGAAAAUCCUUUGCAAAAGCAUCCACAAGUUCCUCAUCGUGUACGGAUUCUUUAACUUCCAUCUUGAGUAGCACAAAGCCUAUAUCCAUCUCUUCCAUAUCCAAUCAUCGUCAUAUCAGCCCCGUCUCAAAUAAUUUAAGCGAACCCAAAGCCUUGGAAAAAAUGAAAAACAGUAUAUCCAGUUGGGGAACCAUUCUCUCUCGGAAAUUGUCUAGCACCCGUAUUACUGCUUUCCAAAAUGAUCGACCCACCCGUCCCGAUAUUUCAUCACCGAUGAUUGCGUCUCAAUUAACCAGUCAUGAUUCGGUUGCUUCUUCCAUCUAUUCGUCGCCAUCGUCAUCAGGUUCGAAAACAGGAGAUCCUUCUAACAAGACAUAUCGUGAAGAACAGAGAAGCGUCAUGAAAUUUGGCCAGAUUAAAGCACCUAAAAGAUUUGGUCAACAACCGGGAUGUUUAGGCGAUGCAGGUUUAGACAUCCGCAACUGCUUUAAUGUAGCCACCGCAAACGAGGCAAUACAAAGCUAUGCAGCUGAGAAAGUAGAAAUACCAGAUGAUAUCGCUUUCUAUUCUUCCAGUAGUGAUGAUGAAUCAGACGAGGAGAAUAUCCCUCUAGCAAAGAAUUAUCUAGACAACCUUUUAUCUUAUUUAGAACCUAUGGAAGUGUUGGAGUUAAAAAAAGGCAUGAUGGCACCGAAUGAAAAGUGCCAAGUAGAAAACUCCAUGCUUGAAAACAGUUAUGAACAAGGGAACCAUACAAAGAGAAUGAUAGCUUCCUCUAGACAUAUAUCACGCACACAAAAAAAUAAUGCCAACUCUUUAAAAAGGGAUACUCCAGUACCUUUACCUCCUAGUUCUGUUUUAUAA
This is a messenger RNA of Mucor mucedo, 2130 nucleotides long. RefSeq lists its product as uncharacterized. The record is from RefSeq and is a predicted model, not a curated record. Bases 1 to 2130 code for a protein of 709 amino acids. Lineage: Eukaryota; Fungi; Mucoromycota; Mucoromycetes; Mucorales; Mucoraceae. The transcript has 7 exons.